Messenger RNA from Erythranthe guttata (spotted monkey flower), 4011 nucleotides. The record is from RefSeq and is a predicted model, not a curated record. NCBI's taxonomy places the organism in Eukaryota, Viridiplantae, Streptophyta, Magnoliopsida, Lamiales, Phrymaceae.
CUAUUAAUUUUUUUUAAGGGUGCAAAGUGCUAAAAUACUAUAGUUGAAGGGUGUAAGUGGGAUUAAGGUAUUAAGCCAAUAAAUUUGUGACUCCCGCCGGGUCGUGACUCGGAAUCCUAGUCCCAUUCAAAUAGUAACUACUUCCCUAGACAGAGUGGGAGGAGUGGCGAAGCAGAAAAGCCUUUUGAUUAGGGCUAUUUUCAUCAUUCCAUAAUCACACGCCGCUCUCAAAUCUCUUCUUCUUCAAUGGCGGUUUUUCAUUAGCAUGAUGGGGGAAACAGUACUCUGAGUUCAUCCAACUCGUUCAUUGUAUAUUUGUAUUCACUAUUUUAUUGAUUAUCGUCUUUACACACAAAAGUACGUACAUUGAGGCAGAAACCGUAACGUUGCCGGAAUAACAAUCGAUUAAAAUUUAUUUUCUGGCGGUUUGUAUUUCUUAUUGGCUGCGUGUAAUGAGAUGCGAAGGUUCUGAGAUUCGUUUUGAUGGGAAUGUGAUUGGAUUGUUGAUGGUAGCGACUGUGUUUUAUUGUUGAUUUUUUUUGCAGAAAGGAUUGUUGAUUGAAUACUAGUUUUGGGAGAUUGGGGUGAUUUUGCGGAUCGAAUGGCGCCGGAGAGCCGUCGGGGGAGAAAACGGAAGAGAAAUAACGUGCAAAAUGCGACGGAUUGCAAUGGCAGAAAUAAGGUAGUGGUGACUAGGGCAUUGAAAUUAGUAGGCCGUUAUGUGCAGAGAGAGUUUAAGGGCAGUGGGAUUUUAUUGGGAAAGAUUGUGCUUUAUGGUUCAGGUUCUUAUGGGAUAAACUAUGAGAAUGGGCAUCACGAGAGUUUGAACUGUGGCAAAGUGAAGGAGAUCCUUGUUGAUGAUGGUGAUUUAACUGGUGAAUGGUCUGAGAAGAAAGAGAAAUUGGAUGAACUGUUAUUAAGUAAUGAUGUGGAUGUCGAGGUUUUGAAGAUUGAAAACAGAUUCGAUGCGAAAGAUGCCAAUCGUGUUGAUUCGUCACCUUUGAGUGAAAUGAUCGACGGUGAUGCUGAUUCUUCGGGUGAUUCAUGUGAGGAUAUUCGAGGCGGUGAUGUGGUGGAAUUGGAAUUGCCACCUGUUCCACCACUGGAAUUGCCUCCUUCUUCUGGGCAUAUUGGUGUUCCGGAGGAGUAUGUUUCCCACCUUCUGUCUGUAUAUGGCUUCUUGCGUUCGUUUAGUGUAACGCUGUUUCUACACCCAUUUGGAUUAGAUGAUUUUGUGGGGGCGCUCAAUUGCCCUGUUGCGAAUACAUUGUUGGACUCUGUUCAUGUUGCUCUAAUGCGUGUGCUAAAGCGACAUCUCGAGAGGCUCUCGUCAGAUGGUUCUGAACUUGCAUCAAAAUGCCUGAGGUGUCUGGAUUGGACCUUGCUUGAUACAUUAACUUGGCCGGUUUUCUUGGUUCACUACCUAAUGUUGAUGGGUUAUAAAAAGGAACAUGACUGGAAAGGAUUUUAUAUCCAUUCUUUGGAGAGAGAUUAUUACACGUUAUCAGCUGGUCAGAAGUUAAUAGUUUUGCAGAUCAUAUGCGAAGAUGUUCUGGAUUCUGAAGAGCUAAGAACAGUAAUGGAUAUGCAUGAACAAUCAGAAGUAGGAACAGACAUAGAUGCAAGUACAAUGGUUGCAGCGGGGGCAAGUGAACCGAGAAUUGCAGAACAUAGUGAGAUAAAGUGUUCUCUUGGUAGUCAUUCUACGAUGGAGUCUCAAGUUGGGAGUUUCACUGAUGACGAUGGUAAUGGUGAUGAAUGCCGCCUUUGUGGGAUGGAUGGAUUGCUGGUUUGUUGUGAUGGAUGUCCUUCAGCUUACCACUCAAGAUGCUUAGGAUUGAACAAGAUGCUUAUGCCCGAUGGUUCAUGGUAUUGUCCCGAAUGUAAAAUAAAUGCAACUGAACCCAGAGUUUUGAGAGGAACGUCUCUGAGGGGAGGACAGGUUUUAGGCGUGGAUCUGUACGAACAAGUUUUUGUUGCCUCUUGUGACCAUUUACUUGUACUGAAGGCCUCUAUUAACUCUGGAGAUUGUGUUAGAUACUACAGCAGGCACGACAUUCGUGGAGUGGUCCGUACUCUCCACUCGAAAGUUGAGCAUGUUACUACGUAUUCAGAAAUAUGCAGAGGAAUAAAUAAGUAUUGGGAAAUACCCCUAGACAUCUUACCCUGCAAUGAGAUGCCUGAAGUUGGUUUGCAGUUAGCAAACAAAGAGGAAUUUGGUGAAUGUACUACCCCAGUUAAAUACAAUGGUAUUGUGAAUGGAAGUUAUUGCUCGUACAUGGGAUCUUCCUUCAAAACAUCUGGUUACAUAAAUUACUACUUGCAUGGAGAUUUCUCUGUAUCUGCUGCUACUAAUUUAGCACUUCUUUCAUCCGAAGAAAAUCAAGUUAGCGAGUCUCGCUCUUCAGAUAACAAAGGGAAAGUUAAAUGUGCCAGUGUUGCACUUCAGGUAAAAGCUUUCUCAUCAGCCGCUGUGCGAUUUUUCUGGCCCAAUACAGAGAAGAAGCUCGUUGAAGUCCCGAGGGAAAGAUGUAGCUGGUGUUUCUCUUGUAAGGCUCAUGCAACAAACAAGAAAGGAUGCUUGUUAAAUGCAGCUGCUUCAAAUGCGAUCAGAGGUGCUAUGAAAGUAUUUGCCGGUGUUCGUACUGCAAAGAAUGGGGAUGGGAGAAUUUCAGGAAUUGCAACAUACAUUAUAUUUGUGCAGGAGAGUUUAAGUGGAUUGCUUGUUGGUCCAUUCGUCAAUGAUAAUUUUAGGAAACAAUGGCGCAAAGAAGUUGAACAGGCCACCACUUGCCAUGCAUUGAAGAUCCUUUUGCUUGAACUUGAGGAGAAUAUACGUAGCAUUGCCCUUUCUGGAGAUUGGACAAAGCUUCUAGAAGGGUGCUCUACUAAAUCUUGCUCUUCUCAGAUUGCAGCAAGUGCUUCUAAAUCAAAUCAGAAACGCAGACCAGGCAGACGUGGCAGAAAACCUUCUACUGUGCAUGAAGUUGAGGUUGUUGGUCGCAAAGAUAUGUUAACUGACUUCACCUGGUGGCGAGGAGGUACAGUGUCGAGGCUUAUGUUCCAAAGAGGGAAUCUUCCAUCUUCACUUGUUAAAAAAUCAGCCCGCCAAGGUGGUUUGAAAAAGAUACCCGGUAUACAUUACACUGAAGGAAACGAGAUUCCCAAAAUCAGCAGGCAGCUUUGCUGGCGUUCCACAGUUGAAAUGAGUAGGAAUACGGCACAACUUGCACUUCAGGUCAGAUACCUUGAUUUUCAUGUGAGGUGGAGCGAUCUUGUUCGUCCUGAGCAGAACAACUGUGAUGGAAAAACCUCCGAGACAGAAGCUUCUGCUUUUAGAAAUGCUUGUAUUUGUGAUAAGAAAGUAGUGGGACAUGAAAUUAGAUACUGUGUUGCCUUUGGUAAUCAGAAGCACCUGCCCUCUCGUGUGAUGAAAAAUAUAGCAGAAAUCGAGCAAAUGAUGGAAGGGAAGGAAAGAUACUGGUUUUCAGAGACAUGCAUCCCUUUGUAUCUAAUUAAAGAAUAUGAACCAAAAAUGCAUACAAACAAUCCUGUGAAUGUGUUGACCAAACUUCAGAGGAGAAAGUUCAAGGGUAAUAACCGUAAAAAUAUAUUAUCUUAUCUCUUCUGCGGGCAACAUAGCAUGGUUUGUUGUUCAUGUCAUCAAGAUGUAUUCUCUAGGAAUGCUGUCAAGUGCAGAGUAUGCCAAGGUACUGCGACGAUAAACCAUAUACUUGCAUCCACAUGAAACGCGUCCGAACUACCACUUUGCCUGUUAUACUUUCAAAAUUGAAAUUUUAUAAUACUAGAAGAAAUUAACUAUCAAUAUUAGAAUAAAGUAUCCCGGUGCAAAUUAAAUUCGUAGUUAUCUUAAAGCACAAAAGCUAAUUCAUUAUAAAUAUAUUUUUUCUAUUUGCCAGAAUUCUGUCAUGAGCAAUGUGCUACUAGUACAGCUGUCAAUACAAGCGAGGAAGUUGAAAUCACCUGCAAGAAAUGCUGUGAGACUCAGAA